Messenger RNA from Mirounga angustirostris (Northern elephant seal), 834 nucleotides. RefSeq names its product olfactory receptor 6K3-like. The record is from RefSeq and is a predicted model, not a curated record. The transcript has a single exon. Gene Ontology annotation, cellular component: membrane. Gene Ontology annotation, biological process: G protein-coupled receptor signaling pathway. NCBI's taxonomy places the organism in Eukaryota, Metazoa, Chordata, Mammalia, Carnivora, Phocidae. The coding region runs from base 1 to 834 and encodes 277 amino acids. Gene Ontology annotation, molecular function: G protein-coupled receptor activity; olfactory receptor activity.
AUGGCAGCCUCUUAUGUGUUCAUUAUUGUUGGAAAUUUCACGAUCUUCUCUGCUGUCCAGCUGGACACCCGUCUCCACAAUCCCAUGUACAACUUCAUCAGCAUCUUCUCCUUCCUGGAGAUCUGGUACACCACAGCGGCCAUCCCCAAGACGCUCUCCAACCUCAUCAGUGAGAAGAAGACCAUCUCCAUUACUGGCUGCCUCCUGCAGAUGUAUUUUUUCCACUCGCUUGGGGUCACAGAAGCCCUAGUCCUCACGGUGAUGGCCAUCGACAGGUACAUUGCCCUCUGCAACCCCCUCCGCUAUGCAAUCAUUAUGACCCCUCGGCCGUGCGUCCAGCUAUCCUCUGGCUCUUGCGUCUUUGGCCUCCUUAUUCUGCUGCCAGAGAUUGUGUGGAUUUCUACUCUUCCCUUCUGUGGCCCCAACCAAAUCCAUCGACUCUUCUGUGACUUUGAACCCGUGCUGCGGUUGGCCUGGACAGACACGUCCAUGAUUCUGGUUGAAGACUUGAUCCAUGCUAUUUCCAUCCUGACUUCUGUGUCUAUCAUCAGCCUUUCAUAUUUAAGAAUCAUCACCGUGAUCCUGAAGAUUCCCUCCGGGGAGAGCCGUCAGAAGGCGUUCUCCACCUGUGCAGCCCACAUUGCUAUUUUCUUGCUGUUUUUUGGCAGUGUGGCCCUCAUGUACCUGCGUUUCUCUGUCACAUUCCCACCUCUCCUGGACAAGGCCACCGCCCUGAUGUUUGCUGUCCUCGCCCCACUGUUCAACCCGAUAAUCUACAGUCUGAGGAACAAAGAUAUGAAAGAUGCCAUCAGGAGAGUUCUCUGUUUUCAAUAA